CACUGAACAUGUACCACCCAGCGGUGUGUGUGCAGAACUGCAGGGAUCCCUCCUGAAGAAAAUACAAGAGAUCAUCCUCAUCCUCCCCCCCCUGCGGUGCUCGGCAGAGAGAGGAGUGUUUCACACUCGGUACUGGAGAGAGAGAGAUAGAGAGAGAGACAGAGAGAGAGGGAGAGAGAGAGAGAGAGAGAGAGAGAGUGUGUGUCCUGGGCUGAGGUGAUCCGACAGCACACACCGAGGAAGGCGCAGGGCAGUCAAUGAGGGAGCGACCCGAGGAGUGAGGUCCAAAACACCCUCUGAACGCGAGGGUGUCGAGGAGAGAACACGCAGCACAUCGAAUCCCUCCCUGCCUGAGCUGACAAGAAGGAUAGAUAGAGGUAUAGCGAGAUAGAUACAUAGAUACAUAGAUAGAUAGAUAGUCUGCCUGGUGCGUCGCAGAGAUGGGGAACCGGGGAAUGGAGGAUCUGAUUCCUCUGGUGAACCGCAUGCAGGAUGCCUUCUCCGCCAUCGGACAGAACUCGAACCUGGACCUGCCUCAGAUCGCUGUGGUGGGCGGCCAGAGUGCGGGGAAGAGCUCGGUGCUGGAGAACUUCGUCGGGAAGGAUUUCCUUCCCCGUGGCUCCGGCAUUGUGACUCGUCGUCCUCUGGUCCUGCAGCUGAUGAACUGUGCCACAGAAUAUGCAGAGUUCCUCCACUGUAAGGGUAAAAAGUUCACCGAUUUUGAUGAGGUGCGGCAGGAGAUCGAGGCAGAGACCGACCGCAUCACUGGAGCAAACAAGGGCAUCUCCCCUGUGCCCAUCAACCUGCGUGUCUACUCCCCUCAUGUGCUGAACCUGACCCUGGUGGAUCUGCCGGGGAUGACCAAGGUGCCGGUGGGCGACCAACCUGCGGACAUCGAGGCCCAGAUCAGAGAGAUGCUGAUGCAGUUCGUCACCAAGGAGAACUGCCUGAUGCUGGCCGUGUCCCCGGCCAACUCUGAUCUGGCCAACUCCGACGCUUUAAAGAUUGCCAAAGAGGUCGACCCUCAGGGUAUGAGGACCAUCGGCGUGAUCACCAAGCUCGACCUGAUGGACGAGGGGACGGACGCAAAGGACAUCCUGGAGAAUAAACUGCUUCCACUCAGGAGGGGUUACAUCGGCGUGGUGAACAGGAGCCAGAAGGACAUCGACGGCAGGAAGGACAUCAAUGCCGCGAUGGCGGCUGAGAGGAAGUUCUUCCUCUCCCACCCUUCAUACAGACACCUCGCUGAGCGCAUGGGCACUCCCUACCUCCAAAAAGUCCUCAAUCAGCAACUGACCAACCACAUCCGGGACACCCUGCCGAACCUGCGGGCCAAGCUGCAGAGCCAGCUCCUCUCCAUAGAGAAGGAGGUGGAGGAGUACAAGAACUUCAGACCCGACGAUCCAUCUCGCAAGACCAAGGCUCUGCUCCAGAUGGUGCAGCAGUUCUCUGUGGACUUUGAGAAGUGCAUAGAGGGCUCCGGGGACCAGAUUGACACAGCCGAGCUAUCGGGCGGUGCCCGGAUCAAUCGCAUUUUCCAUGAACGCUUCCCCUUCGAGCUGGUCAAGAUGGAGUUCGACGAGAAGGAGCUCCGCAAGGAGAUCAGCUACGCCAUCAAGAACAUCCACGGAAUCAGAACUGGCCUCUUCACCCCGGACAUGGCCUUUGAGACCAUUGUGAAAAGGCAGAUUGGGAAGAUUAAAGAGCCUUGCACCAAAUGUGUGGACAUGGUCAUUUCUGAGCUAGUCAAUACGGUUAGGCAGUGUACCAAGAAGCUGGCUCAGUAUCCCAUGUUGAGAGAGGAGAUGGAGAGAAUCGUCACCCAGCACAUCAGGGAUCGAGAAAAUCGCACGAAGGGACAGGUGUUGCUGCUGAUAGACAUCGAGCUGUCCUACAUGAACACCAACCACGAGGACUUCAUCGGAUUUGCCAACGCUCAGCAGAGGAUCAGCCAAAUGAGCAAGAAGAAGACAGCUGGCAACCAGGAUGAGAUCAUGCCGGAGAGAGGAGUUAGCGAUCGGUUCAAGGUGAUCAGGAAGGGCUGGCUGACCAUCAACAACAUCGGCAUCAUGAAGGGAGGAGCCAAGGAGUACUGGUUCGUCCUCACCGCCGAGUCCCUGUCCUGGUACAAAGAUGACGAGGAGAAGGAGAAGAAGUACAUGCUGCAGGUGGACAACCUGAAGCUGCGCGACGUGGAGAAGGGCUUCAUGUCCAGCAAGCACAUCUUUGCCCUCUUCAACACCGAACAGAGGAACGUGUACAAGGACUACCGUCAGCUGGAGCUGGCCUGUGAGAGUCAGGAGGAUAUCGAUGCCUGGAAGGCAUCCUUCCUCAGGGCCGGAGUUUAUCCUGAGCGCGUCACGAGCGAGGGCAGUGAAGAGAAUGGCUCUGACAACCUCAUGCACAGCAUGGAUCCUCAGCUGGAGCGGCAGGUGGAGACCAUUCGUAACCUGGUCGACUCCUACAUGGCCAUCGUCAACAAGACCGUCCGCGACUUGAUGCCCAAGACCAUCAUGCACCUCAUGAUUAACAACACUAAGGAGUUCAUCAACGCAGAGCUGCUGGCCCAGCUGUACUCGUGUGGUGACCAGAACUCGCUGAUGGAGGAGUCUCAGGAGCAGGCCACGCACCGCGACGAGAUGCUGCGGAUGUACCACGCCCUGCGGGAGGCCCUCAGCAUCAUUGGUGACAUCAGCACAUCCACUGUGACCACCGCCAUGCCACCUCCUGUGGACGACUCCUGGCUGCAGGUGCAGCGGGGCGGCUCCGGAGGAAGGUCUCCAGCCACCAGUCCAACCCCGAACCGCAGGGCUCCACCAGGACCCCCUGCCCGCCCAGGCUCUCGUGGGCCUCCACCCGGGCCUCCUCCCGCCGGGGGGCCCCCUGUUCCGUCUCGCCCGGGCGCUUCCCCGGACCCUUACAGCGGGCCGCCGCCCACCGUGCCCUCCCGGCCUAACCGCGCACCCCCAAGCGUGCCCAGCCGGAGACCCCCGCCUUCUCCAACCCACUAGACCUCUCCGAACUCCUCCCUCCUUCCCUUCCUCCGCCUGCCCGCCUGGUCGGUCCCCCUCCUCUGGAUGAGCGGCCGUGGACAACAGCGCCACCUUCCUGUCUUUUUUUUUUUUUUCUCUGCCACACCCGACCCGAGCCGGCCUCCUUCUCCCGCUCCGUCUCGACAAGCCAUGCCUCUCUUUCUCCCCCUCUCUCCCUCUCCCUUCCUCCCUUCACAACAACCCCUCUGCUGCACACUGAGAUGCAGAAUACUUGAAACACACACCUGCAUGAGUGAUGUUACGAAACAUGCUGCACCCUCAGAAUUCAAAUACACUACGUAGAGAAAUAUGGGAAGCAACCCUUGUGUGAGUGCACAUGUGCAUGCACACCGGCUUCCAUCAGUACAAACAUAUAGGUAUAUACACACGGUGCAGAAUAUUUGGUGGGAGACAUUUGCAACACUUAGCAUGACACUUUGCCUGAGUAUGACUUUAUACUCCAGCCUUUCUAAUUAAUGGGUAUUCUGGCUGUGGACUGACUUAUUUUAUUUUUUCCCUGUUUUAUCUUGAUAUCACUGAUUUCUUUUGCUUUUCUUAUUCACCACUUUUUUUUUUUUAAUUAUUUUUUUUAAAUGCCAAUUUUCCUCACAGCAUUUCAGGCUACGAGGUGCUUUAUCUGUCAGGUAUUUUCCCGGGGUCUCCGCAUCUCUAUGGUUUCUCUUUUCAUCUUCCACUUUCUCUUCUUUUUAUAACCUUUUUUUUUUUUCACGGCCGAACAGGGGCCCUUCGCCGCCCUUAGAGGACACUUAGAGGAAACCCCCUCGCGUCCUCCCCUUUUGCCUCCUCUCUUCUAAAACUCACCCUUGUUUUCCGUCAACUAUGAAACAGACUGCAACAUCCAUCACUCGCUCAGCUCACAGGAGAGAGGAGGGGGGGGCUGCUGCUCCUCAUCCUUUCUUUCCCUCCUCCUCCUCCUCCUCCUCCUCUUUCUCCUCUUGCACUAGGACUGGAGGAGCGAUCAUUUUAGGGACCUUCUGGACUUCACAUAUUCCUGUUGUAGACUCCAGAAGGCCUCACUGUCACCUGUGAUAUAACUUUCUCGUGUAACUGAGUGGACAGCCACAUAGCUCACUCGACUGUGAUCUCACUACAGUGUCGCAGCCACUUCCCACAAAACAUACGAGACCAAGAAAAUGGUUCGCAGAUCUUUUUUUUUGGCUUAAAGAGGCGCCUCCCAUGGCUCCUCUCCCUCUUUUCUCCUCUCCCUCUUUUCUCCUCUCCUCUUCACAAAGAAAAAACACUGUUACUGCGUUAUCUUAGAGGCGGGACCUAAAUAGAAAGUGCAAUAUAUAGAAAGUCCUCCUGCAGAUGGCUUCAUCACACAUUUUUGAUUGAGAGGAAGAGAAUCUAAGGGCCCGGGUGGCACCCUGUGACUGUUACAUAUCUCCUUAUACGUCCCUAUUUUUUUUUUUUUUUUAUUCAGAGGGAAUGAGGUCCCUGAUGGGAAAGGCUUUUAAAUAUUUGGAGUGUUUCUUGGUCAUGUUAUGCUUAAAACUUGUAUCCAGGUGUGAGAUCUGCCAUUCAUUCACUGUCUGUUUUUCCCUCUUUUUCUUUUUUUCUUUUUCUUUCCUCUCUCAGUGGUCACGGGGGUGAGUGAGUGCAUGAAAACAGCCACAGUCUAUGCAUAAAACUAUCAAACGCUCCUCCUGUUCCGCCCUCACAUCGCUCAACCUGCUGUCAGUGUGACCGUGUCGUAUUUGGACGCCCCCCCCCACCACCACCACCGCAAAACAAAAAGAUAAAACUCCCACCUCUGUACCUCGAUUGAUGUCAUUUAAGACCCAUUCGAAACACUUCAGUGACCCCUCGUGCAUCUGCGUGCUCCAUGCAAACACAACAGAGCAUAUUCUACUCUAUUAUUUAACAGUAAAUAGUUUAUAAUGGACAUAUCUUAUUGUGUUCUUAUGUAUAUGUGUGGUGCAUCUUAUGGGACUCGUACUUCCACCGUCUAGAGAUUUUAGUCCGCAAUGUAUGACAUUUCUGAAUAUUUAAAUUAUUAUUAUGAGUAAAUGAGUACGUGUAUAAGGAAAUAUUAAAAAAACAAAACAAAAAAAAAACAUAAAAAAUGUGUAAUGCAGUAAUGUCUCUGGACUCUGGCAGGUUGUUUGAUACUUAAGCUUGUAGCGGAGGGCUUUUUCUUUUUUUUGUUUUGUUUUGUUUUUCUUGUCUCUCUCUGUGUGUAGAGGCGCAGGGAGAGACGGUGUGAAUGUGUGAAAGUCCUGCAGAAACCGGGUCCCGCAAGCUUGUUCAAGCUGCUGUGGGGAGGAGCGAUGACUUUAACCUGCAGGACUGCCGUGCUUUGUCAACACAAUAAAAACCUCAGUGUACUGAA
Molecule: messenger RNA, 5385 nt
Organism: Acanthopagrus latus (yellowfin seabream)
Lineage: Eukaryota; Metazoa; Chordata; Actinopteri; Spariformes; Sparidae
Gene: dnm1a
Product: dynamin 1a
Exons: 22
Coding region: 441-3011 (856 amino acids)
Cellular component (GO): cytoplasm; membrane; microtubule
Molecular function (GO): microtubule binding; GTPase activity; GTP binding
Source: RefSeq, a predicted model, not a curated record